AUGGCUGCACGGGCCAAUGAGGACAUGCCUUUUAAUCAGCCAACUUUCCUCGACCCCCCGACGGUUCCUCAGAAGCUCGCUGGAACACUGGAACAAGCUCCGAAGACGUGCAGCUCUGCCUCUGUCACGCAACACCACUCCAAGGGGCAAGGACGUCACCGAAUCGUACCACUUUUGUCGCCGUAUACCACCGCCCUCCCUCGCCGCACUCCGGGCCGUCUGGCAUCUUUCAAAAUGGCCGGAUAUCUCUUGCUUGUGAUCCCAAGCAUCCUCAUGAGCUUGCUCUUGUCGAGAUCACCAUUCAUGAUGACCACUACACCGCAGACGACGAAGCCAUGGGCUGAUGGGCCUAUGAAGCUCAUCCCCACGCCGCAAUACGUAACCAAGAAGACCGACCUCUUCACGACCGGUGCGACGCACAUGUGCUUGCUGCACAACUCGAUCCUCCGUGGAUACAACUCCAUCUACCACCAAGCCCCAUUGAUCCAGGAGGCCGACAAGGCAGACUUUGUGGGAUACUCCCAGGCCUGGUUCAAGUUUGUCAAGUCGCACCACGAUGACGAGGAGGAAUCUCUCUUUACAAAGGUCGAGGACCUGUUGAAUGACAAGAACGUCUUUGCCGAGACGCACAAGGAGCAUGAAUCUUUCCUUGGUGGCCUCGCCGACUUCAACACCUACCUCUCGUCAUUGUCCUCGCCCUCCGACUUCUCCGGCGCCAAGCUCCUCGACAUCAUGAAGGGCUUCCAGGAGCCGUUCGAGAACCACUUCCACAGCGAGAUCAGCACCAUCGCCGGCCUAGCGGAGCACCCGAAUGCGCCGAAGGAGGGGACACCGGAGGCGGCGAACGCGAGCUUGACGUUCAAGACGUGGGGCAAGAGCACGGUGACCAAGGCCGGCACGGCGGAUGUCGUCCCGUUCUUCCUGCUCAACCUGGACCGGACGGUGGAGGACGGGUUGUGGGCGAACUGGCCGCCCAUGCCGGCGCCGAUCAAGUGGGGACUCAUCAAUAUCGCCGGCGCAUGGCACUGGGGUUGGUGGAAGUUUGCCAGCUGCGACGCGUCGGGACAGCCGAGGGAGCUGUACGCAUUGCAGAAUGUGUCGGCGGACGACAAGGCGAAGGCCGAGCUCUAA
Messenger RNA from Colletotrichum siamense, 1131 nucleotides. RefSeq lists its product as uncharacterized. The record is from RefSeq and is a predicted model, not a curated record. Bases 1 to 1131 code for a protein of 376 amino acids. NCBI's taxonomy places the organism in Eukaryota, Fungi, Ascomycota, Sordariomycetes, Glomerellales, Glomerellaceae. The transcript has 3 exons.